Messenger RNA from Letharia lupina, 1407 nucleotides. RefSeq lists its product as uncharacterized. The coding region runs from base 1 to 1407 and encodes 468 amino acids. Gene Ontology annotation, biological process: thiamine biosynthetic process. Gene Ontology annotation, molecular function: hydroxymethylpyrimidine kinase activity; phosphomethylpyrimidine kinase activity. Gene Ontology annotation, cellular component: cytosol. NCBI's taxonomy places the organism in Eukaryota, Fungi, Ascomycota, Lecanoromycetes, Lecanorales, Parmeliaceae. The record is from RefSeq and is a predicted model, not a curated record. The transcript has 8 exons.
AUGUCUCCAAAACGUAUCCUCGUCAUAGCAGACUCCGAUAGUUCUGGUGUAAGCGGCCUCGAAGCCGAUCAGAAAGUCAUCGCCGCUCACGGAUGCUACGCCGUCACCGCGACGACUGCUUUGACAGCGCAUGGUCCUGGGAGCGCAUUGGAAACGUGUAGUCCAUCCGUGGCAUUUGUGAAGGCGGCGAUUGACGGCUGCUUCGAUGGUGGUGGGGUGGAGGUCGUCAAAAUUGGCUUUUUGGCUUCGGCAGAAAUUGUCCAGAUCGUAGUUGACGCCUUGAGACGCCAUGGCCCGAGAUUCGUGGUCCUCGAUCCCGUCGUGGUGUCUAUGAGCGGAACGCAGCUCCUGUCAGAUGAGGCAGUGCAUAUUAUCCACACGCAGUUACUCCCGCUGACCACGGUAUUGACGCUAAGCAUUUCAGAGGCAGUACUGCUAUUGGAUAAGGCGGGAGCUCUUCACCAACCGGAUGUCCGCAAUCUGGACGAUCUGACUCAUCUUGCUAAAGCGCUGCAUAGUCUCGGACCGGAUUUUGUUUUGUUGAAAGGGGGCCAACUACCUCUGACGGGGAAUCUCGACGUACCGAAACACGACUCUGAUAAGCAGGUUAUUGUAGACGUUCUCUACGAUGGAACGGAUGUCAGCCUCAUCAAGACGGCAUAUGUCGGUGCGAGUCUUCCGCUGGGGGUUGAAUAUGCUUUUGCUUCUGCAAUCGCUUCGAAUCUCGCCCUCGGGGACGCCGUGCCGUCGGCCACUCAGAAGGCGUGCCGAUAUGUCGAGGCUGGGAUUAGCAAGGGAAAGGGCCUGAUCGACUACUUCCACUCUACAUAUACUCUUCCGUUCUCUCCGGGAUACUUCAUCGAAUACCUCCUGAAUCGCGAGGAUGUGAAACCCGUGUGGCAUGCUCACGUCCACCAUGAUUUCGUGAAGCGCAUUGGCGAUGGGACGUUGCCGGUUGAGAAGUUCAAGGGGUAUCUCGUCCAGGAUUACCUAUUCCUGGUGCAAUUCGCAAGAGCCAAAGCUCUCAGCGCGUACAAGACGAAUUCGAUGGAAGACAUUGCUGCGGGCGCAGAAGAAAUCCUCCAUAUCCAACGCGAAAUGUCCCUCCACCUAGACUACUGCGCCGAAUUCGGACUCUCGAAGAAAGAGGUUGAGAAACAGGAAGAACAUCAAGCUUGCACAGCCUACACCCGCUACGUCCUCGACAUAGCGCACUCCGAAAGCUGGUUCGCGCUACAAAUGGCUUUCGCGCCUUGCCUUCUGGGCUACGGCAUCAUCGCAAGAAGGUUGUGGGACGACCCGGAAACCGUGAAAGAGCAGGGCAAUCGGUACUGGAAGUGGAUACAGAAUUAUGUGGCGGAUGACUAUCGGGCGGCGGUUGAAGCUGGGGAAGGUGCAUAUACCUAG